AAUCUCUGCUCAUGGCCUCUGAUUGUUCGCUUUGGACGAAGACUCCUCGUCGUCUAUGGAACGAGUGUGAUGUGCGCAACGCUUCUUGUCGCUGGUGGUAUAAGUACCGUCAAAAACGACUUUGCGACCAAAGUAACUGUCGCUCUUAUGACUCUGUGGGGUUUUUUGGUCAGUCGAUUCCAAUAUAGGCCUGCGGCACAUUCAGUUGGUGACGAAAUACCUUCUUCUCGCCUUCGCCAAAAGCCCUACUCGAUCAGCUUCAUGAGUGCAAUUGUCGUCUCUACUGCCGUUCUCCAAGUGGUGCCAUAUCUGUUUAACCCUGGCAACGCUAAUUUAGGCGGCAGGAUCACUUUCGUUUUCUUCGAUCUUUCUGUGCCUGUGUGCAUAUAUCUCUAACUUUGUUUCCCAGAGAUGAAAGGAAGGACCUACCUGGAACCCGAGGAAACGUUCCAGGCUCGCCUCCCUGGUCGCCAGUUCAGAAAACAUGUUUGUACUGACAAUCUGCGACUUGAGCAAUCUCUUAAGGCGGAUACCUCGGUCGAU
Molecule: messenger RNA, 543 nt
Organism: Exophiala aquamarina CBS 119918
Lineage: Eukaryota; Fungi; Ascomycota; Eurotiomycetes; Chaetothyriales; Herpotrichiellaceae
Exons: 2
Coding region: 70-396 (108 amino acids)
Source: RefSeq, a predicted model, not a curated record